This is a messenger RNA of Talaromyces atroroseus, 975 nucleotides long. RefSeq names its product Serine/threonine-protein phosphatase PP1. The record is from RefSeq and is a predicted model, not a curated record. Lineage: Eukaryota; Fungi; Ascomycota; Eurotiomycetes; Eurotiales; Trichocomaceae. Gene Ontology annotation, cellular component: nucleus; cytoplasm. Gene Ontology annotation, molecular function: protein serine/threonine phosphatase activity. Bases 1 to 975 code for a protein of 324 amino acids. The transcript is spliced from 4 exons.
AUGGCUGAUCAAGAGAUCGAUUUGGACUCUAUCAUUGAUAGAUUGUUGGAGGUGAGGGGUAGUCGGCCAGGAAAACAAGUGCAGCUGCUGGAGUCGGAGAUUCGUCACUUGUGUACCAAGGCACGGGAAAUCUUCAUUUCACAGCCCAUUCUCCUCGAGCUUGAGGCCCCUAUCAAGAUCUGUGGUGAUAUUCACGGUCAAUACUACGAUCUUCUACGUUUGUUCGAAUACGGCGGCUUCCCUCCUGAAGCCAACUACCUUUUCCUCGGCGAUUACGUUGACCGUGGCAAACAAUCGCUUGAGACUAUCUGCUUGUUGUUAGCGUACAAGAUCAAGUAUCCUGAAAAUUUCUUCAUUCUCCGCGGCAACCACGAGUGCGCAUCAAUCAACCGAAUUUACGGAUUCUACGACGAAUGCAAACGCCGAUACAACAUCAAGCUAUGGAAAACAUUUACCGACUGCUUCAACUGCUUGCCGAUUGCCGCUAUAAUUGAUGAGAAGAUCUUCACGAUGCACGGAGGCUUGAGUCCGGAUCUCAAUUCGAUGGAGCAGAUUCGUCGUGUGAUGCGUCCCACUGAUAUUCCCGAUUGCGGUUUGCUCUGCGAUUUGCUGUGGUCUGAUCCCGACAAAGACAUUACCGGCUGGAGCGAGAAUGACCGAGGUGUUUCGUUUACGUUUGGACCGGACGUGGUGUCACGAUUCCUCCAAAAACACGAUAUGGACCUCAUCUGCCGAGCCCACCAAGUCGUCGAGGACGGGUACGAGUUUUUCUCGAAACGACAGUUAGUGACGCUGUUUAGUGCGCCAAAUUAUUGCGGAGAGUUUGACAAUGCGGGGGCAAUGAUGAGUGUGGACGAGAGUUUGCUUUGCUCAUUCCAGAUUCUUAAACCAGCCGAAAAGAAACAAAAGUACGUUACCGGGGGUAUAAGCACAGGCAGACCCAUCACUCCUCCGCGAAAGCAGAAAAAGAAGUAA